Messenger RNA from Conger conger (European conger), 2969 nucleotides. RefSeq names its product zinc finger protein ZIC 5-like. Gene Ontology annotation, cellular component: nucleus. Gene Ontology annotation, molecular function: DNA-binding transcription factor activity, RNA polymerase II-specific; RNA polymerase II cis-regulatory region sequence-specific DNA binding. NCBI's taxonomy places the organism in Eukaryota, Metazoa, Chordata, Actinopteri, Anguilliformes, Congridae. Gene Ontology annotation, biological process: regulation of transcription by RNA polymerase II; central nervous system development. The record is from RefSeq and is a predicted model, not a curated record. The transcript is spliced from 2 exons. Bases 41 to 1528 code for a protein of 495 amino acids.
CAAUAGCGGCGAAGGCGGAUGGUCUAAGCGCGCUAUAGCGAUGGAGUCCCCUUUGAGCAAAAGGAAUCCGGCGCUAAGAUUAGCGGAUUUGGCAGCGACUCAACCCCUUCCUCAUCAGAAUGUGACAGGCUUCCCAGGGACAGGGGGGCAUCACCCUCACUCCCACCAUGCCCACCUCCACCCCGGGGAGGCGGGCAGCGACCCCGGAGGGGCACUCACGCCAUUCGGACCCGAGCACAUGGCACAGGCAAACGCGCUCAAACUUAGUCCCGCUCAGAGCCACCCCGAAGCCCAGACGGCCGUGCCUUUCGCUCCGUCUCAGACCGCAGUUGGUUUCCCCGUCGCUCACCCCCACUCCAGCUACGCCACCAACAGGGACUACAUUCUCAGGAGAGAGCUCUCGGCCUCUGCUAUGCAGGCGCUUGGCGACCAGCACACUUCCGCCCCCUCCCCCCAUCCACACGGCAUGUUCAUCUCCCCAACAGGUGCUUACGGGCACACGGAAGGCGGUGCCCAUCCGCUUUUCUCUGGACUUCACGACCAGGCGGCGCCCGCGGCCCACCACCACCACCAUCACCACGCUCUGAACGGGCAGAUGCGCCUGGGUCUUCCGGGGGACAUAUACGCACGGCCGGAACACUUCGGCCACAGGCCCGACCACUAUGGACCGUCCUCUCUCAAUAGCUACAACUCCAUGAACUUAAAUGUGAACAUCGCUUCGGCUCCUCACGGAGCGGCGGGGGCGUUCUUACGGUACAUGAGGCAGCCCAUCAAGCAAGAGUUAAUCUGCAAGUGGAUUGACCAGGAGCAAACUUCCAAGAAGCCCUGCUCCAAAACUUUCAGCACCAUGCACGAGCUGGUUAACCAUGUCACCGUGGAGCACGUCGGCGGUCCCGAGCAGAGCACGCACGUCUGCUUUUGGGAAGAGUGUCCGCGAGAGGGGAAAGCGUUUAAGGCGAAGUACAAACUGAUCAAUCACAUCCGAGUUCACACGGGAGAGAAGCCGUUCCCUUGCCCGUUCCCCGGCUGCGGUAAGGUCUUCGCGCGCUCGGAAAACCUCAAGAUCCACAAGCGGACGCACACAGGGGAGAAGCCAUUUAAAUGUGAAUUUGACGGAUGCGACCGAAAAUUCGCCAACAGCAGCGACAGAAAGAAACACUCGCACGUGCACACGAGCGACAAGCCCUACUACUGCAAAGUCAGAGGCUGUGAUAAGUCGUACACGCAUCCCAGCUCCUUAAGGAAACACAUGAAAGUUCACUGCAAGUCGCCGCCACCCCCUUCCGUCAACGCGGGGAGCUACCACUCCGUCACCACGUCUCUCGGAACACCCCUCUCGCCAACGCCCGAGCCCCAUAGGAGCCGAUCAGCGAAUCUCUCUCCCCAGGUUACGAACCUCAACGAGUGGUACGUAUGUCAGGGGAGCGCAGGACCUAACAACCUCCACACCCCGUCCAGCGACAUGCCAACGUCGGAUUCGGAAGGGGAGGACUCGUAUAGGAACUCUGAUCCAAGGACAAUGCUCUGACAGAGUGCGUUUUUAAACACAUAUGUUGCUGACCCAAUGACCCCAUUCCCCGGUCACCCACUAGAAACGUGAUAAAUACACAGGAGUUAUAAGCAUUUCUUUUUCUUUCUUUUUUUGACAAUGGGACACGAAACAGUGCAGCGGAUGUCAAACGGGGAAUAAAAAGGCCUUCAAAAUCUAUUUUCGUACUUGCCGUAUAUUUAAUAACGACACUAGACAGAGAUGUCCGCUCUUUUUUCAAACCAUUACAACAUUUCAAAUGGAAGUGGACAUUAUAGUCAUUGGGACCAGAGGAAUAGCCUACACGCACACAUACAGUGACAGUGUCAUAACCGAAUGGCGAAUAAUUCAUUUAGUUCAUUAUCGUAAAUGCCAAAACUACUGGAAAGCCAGGAAACACAGCUCUCUAAAAUCAGCCUACACCGCGCCGACUACACGUGUGCACAGUGUCAUCUCUAACAUGAUUCAGUCAUCUCUGAUUAAUUAUGUCCAGAUGACAUUGUCCAUAUGAUCUCAUCAUCAUCACAACCCUUCAAAGUUUAACCAGUCGGAUCCAUCAUUGUCUCAUCAGCGCAAGUUUAAUAAAUCCAUAUAGCAUCAAAUGAGUGAAACCACACGUCGAUUGUUUUGAUAUUUAGGUACCAGUAUUUAAGAUUAAUGUACAAUAAAUACAUGUACUAUCAAUGAAACACGUUGAAACACGGGGAACAUCUUUUUUUAAAACCUAUAAAAGCCUCAAAGAACAUUCCAUACAAUAGCAAUGUAGCGUUUGCAUAACAAAACCCACAAAUUCACCCAAAUUUCUGCAUAUGGACAAAUAAAGCUUUGCAAACGUUUGUGCUUUGUUGACGUUUACACAGUAUAUGAGUUCGAAUGAAUUUUGUGUUGUAUUUAAAAAAAACUAUUUAAAAUGAUAUUUUAUGCAAAAUUCACAUCAUUAUACAAACUCGUUUAAGAGUACAAAUUUGUCCUUCGAGACCCUAAAUAACUGGCAGGCCUAUUCCUGGCGGACUUGUAUAUAAUUGUAUUGUUGAUCGUGAAUGUUGAUGUAGUCUUUAUUACAAUAAUGUUGUUUUGUAAAUUGUAAUUUAUUUGAUGGCGUAACGUUGUCCCGAAAUUACAGAUACACCAAAGAAUGGUCAUAUUAAUUUUGGUGAAAUUUAGUGAUGCCUUUUCCCGUCGUCUUCUAUUCUCUGCUAAGUUGAAUAAGCUCUGUAACGUGGAAUAAACUGUCCCUUCCCCUCCCUGUUUCCGCAUCUCUCGCAUGCCCAGUGUAGUAGCUCUGUGUUAUUGUUGAAAUGCAUGGUGCUGUCCAUUUUGAAAGAAAAAAAAAAAAAAAUGAAACAGCUUUGACUUUGGAAGUCUUUGAUGUUGGUGUUAAAAAAAUAAUAAUGGCUAUAUUCAACGUAAACUUCAUAAUGAAUAAACAGGACAAUUUCAA